AUAUAUCGCUGUGUAUGCUACCUUUACUUGAUGAAUCAUCGAUGACGGGAGUUGAUUAUCAAGUUGGAACGGAAUUUGAUUUUUAUACCGGUACUGUAUAUGCGAUUGUUGCUGUUCCAACAAUUGUUUCCAUAAAUUCACCGAAAGAAUUCUUUUCGAGCGAUAUAAACGAUUUCCGUCAAUGGUAUAAUGAUAAACCGAGAGCGAUUCAAUUUCUUAGUCAGCUGUUAGGGCCAUAA
Molecule: messenger RNA, 239 nt
Organism: Loa loa (African eye worm)
Lineage: Eukaryota; Metazoa; Nematoda; Chromadorea; Rhabditida; Onchocercidae
Exons: 1
Source: RefSeq, a predicted model, not a curated record